AUGAAAACUCGCUGUCGAAAUUAUGGGAGAAGGCAAAGGUAGGAAUUCUUGGUAAAACUUCGCUCUCGUUUUCGCUUUGUCAAGAAGCUAUCGAAAAGUGAAGGCGACUGACUGCCUUUAUUAGCUUAUAUUUUUGUACAUUAUCUAGUAUGCAUCCUCUUAAACCACUGAUACUCUAUGUCGGGCUUUUUCAGUGCUAUUUUAUGGGCCAAAACUUCAGGUUUGAAGCAAGGUUGUGUUGACAGGAAGUACUUAUAUUAAUAUUUGAGGUACUGCUCGAUGAUAAUCGCCAUUAUUAUGUUUGCUUCUUCGCUCAGGAUGACCGCCGGCGGCUUGCCUCCAUCCAAGCAAGAAAGCACGAUCAAAGAUAUUGAAAAAGGUGGCGAAUUGACAGACGAGAUAGCUGGUAAAGACUCACAGGUUUUGCACGAAACACGAUCUCAAAAACAGGCUUCGAAGAAACGUCUUCACGAAGACCAUGCGGAAAUUUUAACAAAGGAGUCCAGUUUUACUGCAACAUCUGAAACAACCAAUAGCUCUGUUGGUGUUGCGACUAGGAGCAGUACAAGACCUAAUAAAAGAAUAAAAUUGUCUGUUCCUCAAUCUAACAAAGUUGGAAAUCAAGGUAUGUAUGCGUUUGUUAUAAUUUUUUUGGCACGAACGAACUUUUCAUAUCAGACCGCCAUUUUGAGCUACAGGAGAAGCGGAUUCAAAACAUGAGAUUCAGCUACCAUUUAUUUUGAGAUAUUGGUGGAAAUAAACCAGUGUAAUUUUGCGUUCUUCGUGGAUUAUAUUUUUUUUAUUCGCAUUUGAACAGAAACAUUUGUAAAAUUAUCGUCUCAAAACGACCAACUUCAGUUGUAGUUUUGGUCUGCUUCAAACAUGUUUACAGUAUGUCGGCUAAGUGACACGUCUCACCAUGUCAGCAAUCACGCAAAACGAAAUCUCCUCUCGUCUAACGUAAUUUUUAAUUGCUGAAAAUUUAUUUUACAUUCUGUACAGAUGCUAACAUGAAAUAUUGUUAGUUCUUGAAAUUUUUGAGUAAGAACAUUAUAAAAAAUAUAUAUUAUAAUUCUCAGAACUUUGCGAUACCUUGGUUAUUAUGACUGUUUAGUAAGCAUUAUGCAGAGCUCCCUCACUAUCUGCAAUUUUGGCUAAAAGAGCUUUGCUAAGUUGGUUAGCUUCUGAACAAUCUCACACCCAAUAGAUAGCUUGCCAUUUACAUGUAUUAAUUGUUACUCACAGCAGUUUAAGUUUGACUUAAAAAUUUUGCAAGGAAACCUGAUGAUAUAGUAGCCAUAAGCUCUUGAGAUUCAAAAUCUUGCUGUGAUCAUGGAAUCAAUCUUCCAGAUUUUGUCUGGCAAAAUCUUUUUGCAGGAAGAAAUAUUUCACAAAACUUUGCCUUGUCAUGCAAAAAACAUUGUUAUACCAACUUGUUUCCUUGAGUAUUGUACCAACAAAUUUUCACAUAGUGUUUCAUGAAAAAAGAAAUGUAUUUGUUUUCCCGAAUGAGGAUAAGGAUAAUAAUGCAUAUUUACACUUGUGAUUUUGCAGCAACUGUCCUAUUUAAUUCAUGGAAGCUAAGUUUUCACUCUUGUUUCAAAGCAAAAUGCUACCUUAAAGAAAUCUCGCAUUGCUACAUUUGUUGAUAAAAUUCUUUAGAAGCCUUCACAUUAACCUAAGGAAUGAAUUUCAAAUUUUACAAAAAUAAUUCUUUUUGUGCACAAAAUUUAAAGACGCACUCAAAUUGCCACUUGCUGUAAAGCAAAAAUCAGGUGCAAAUUGCCUGUCAAAUAACAGAGCUACUUGUUUUUCAAGGAAGUUGCUUUUCAAACACAUUUCCCUUUCCUUUUUUAAGUAAGAGGAUAACUUAAUUUCCACAGAAAGUUCUGGAAGCAUUUUGAAACUCAAUUCAUGAAACUUGAAUCUCGAGACUCUGUUCCUGAAAGUGGACUCUCGAAACUUGAUUCAUGUUAAUUGAGACAACUUGAAACUCAAAUCUGGGAAGUUUUGUCAGUAGAGUUUCCAGUUGAGACAGUAAACCUAUUGUAUGGGGACUUCUUUGACUCUAUGUGAUACUCUUGUAGUUGAGUGUUAACUCAGAACUGCAUGUAGCAAUUAAGGGAUAAUGAUAGGAAAUCAGUGUUUUCUUUUCAUAGAAAAUUGAUGUCACUGAAAAAACUGCAUCUUUUGUUUUCUGUUUUGUUUUGGUUUCUGUACAGAAAAUAGUACUGGUUGUGAGUUAGUGACCUCGUCAUCAUCAUCACCACAGACAAACAGAAGGAAAAAACAACCCAAAAGGCAAUGGGAGUCUUGGGGAAAGGCAGAAAAGGACACCUUUUUUGAGGCUCUUCAUGAAUAUGGUAAAGACUUUGAUAAGAUCUGCAACUUCAUUGCAGCAAAACAUAAAAGAAGGGGUGAUCCUCCUGCUCUGAUUAAAAACAAAGACCAAGUUAGACAUUUUUAUUAUCGUUCACUGAACAAGAUUAACAAAUAUCUUCCUGCUGAAUACCAAAGGGGAAGUGACACCCAACAGAAGAUGAUUAUUGAAUUAAAAGGUUUGAUUUGCUAUGGAGAACUUCGCAAAAAAAUAUGCGGCUGGAAUGACAAACAUGGAAAGAAACUGGAAGAAUUACUAAAUCAUGGAACAAUCUCUAUCCGCAGCAAAGGGCGGAAUUUCAAAAUUAAGGCCCCUGUAUGUCGGGCCCUUAAACGGCUGCAAUUAGUCGGACAAGGCAAGGAAGAUGGUGAUGCUCAACCUCUUGCCAUGCCAAAUAAACUGGUAUUAGAACUCAUGCCACAUGAUCAUUUAGCUUGGGCUGCAGUUCAGCAACUGUCAAAAAACCCAAGGUUGAGAACAUCUGUGCCAGCAAAGAAACCUUUAAGUGGGAUGCUUCAUUUCCUUAUGAAGAAGUGGCAGAUUCUGUCCAGAAAGACUUUAGAACCAUUGCAAAUGUGUAUUGUUGUGCCACCAAAGUUUCACUUCAGCUCAGACAUUAUGGAAAAGCAAACCAAUUCUGCAGUGAGCAAAAUAUCAUCAGGUGCACUUGGUUUGGUUGAAAACAGCCUUGCUACAGAUUCAAUGUCUCUUGAACCUCUGGAAGAGUUAACAAAAUCAUGCUCUCCUUCUUUCUCUUUGGAAGAGAAAUCUUCAGAGGUCAUUUUAAAUGGACACCUAGAGAGUUCCUCUAACAAUGUGGCUUGCAAUGGGUGUAAUAAUUUGUCAUCUGAACCAAAUACACCAGGCAGUGGUUGUGCUGAAAAUUCUAGUCAAACUGAUAAAACAAUGGAUACCUUACUGGGUAUGGAAGGUUCAUCUCAGAGAUAUGCUGAAGUAGCAUUGGAACCAUGCUGUACUUCAGAACCUGUUCAACAGGACAAGGUUGAAUCUUGUAGCAACAAAAACUAUCCCUCUCUUUGGACAUUAAACACAUGUGGGAAUAUUACUUUUGGAGAAAUUUAUUGCAAACUCAGAAGACCUCCAAAAUUAAAACUGGAGUAUACAUGGAAUGGUAUUGAACACAACCUUGCACCUUCACACACUGCCGUUUCUCUGACAAGACUUGUUGAUAUUGCAGCAGCAGAAUUUACCAAAGUAAAAGAAAGCAGUGAUGAAUCCAAAACAACAUCAAAGUCAUCAGAUACAUCAACUGGUAAGAACAGCUUAUACUCUUCAUCCAAAGACAAAGUAACCACUAUGAGUGUUUCAAAAGAUAAAGUUGCUUCUAAAUCUACACGUCCUGCCUCUAAAACAAUUGACAGACUUCCAUUUAUUCUUCCAUCUGUGGUUGCACCAGCCACACAAACAUCAACUUCUAAAAGCAUUAUUUCUGAUCUCCCACCUCAAACUCGUCCCAUGGCCAGGGUUCGUAAAAGGCCACAGAGACCAAAUAUACACAGAACUUUAUUACCACGACCAGUUGGCAGUCCAAGUUCUGUCCCACCUGGAGCAGUGGCAGUGUCUUUUAUUCCUCAACCAGGGCAAACAGUUGGCACCAUUCUUGCAUCUGGUGUGUCCACAACAACCACAUCAGGAACAACUCAGUCUAAGACAGUUGUUUCUUCUAAAUCACUUUCAGGUUUGUUUUCAAAAUUUUGUUACUUUUGGUCUUGUGUACAUGUUUGUAAGCAUUCUCUUCAUAGAGUGAGUUGAAUGUCUGCAGACUGGUUUUUUGCAAAAUAUUAGGCACCCCUGAAAGAAAGAUGUCACCAGUAUUUGUCACUAGUAUGAGGCAAAUAAUAUUCUGAGUCCCUUAACAAAACCUACUGCAUUAUCCACUGGAGAAAUAUUUAUCUGGUAGAUAGUGUAUCCAGCCUUUGACCACAGCCAAAUGCUCUGUUAACUGAGUCAUAAAUAGCUCAUUUGUGUUUUUGAGGUACAUGUAUACAAAGGUACCAGUGUUAAAAUUAAUAAAUAUCUUGACUACUUCUAAGGUCUGCAAUAUUGAAAAGGUCCUUUACUACAAGAGAAAGCUAGUAGGAUUUGAGUUUGGUAGGUGAAUUGAGAAAGAUGAUAAGCUUUCCACUCUGAAGAUGACAAUAUUCUCUGAAUUACCUCCCAUGCAUUUCUUCUUAUAUUAUUUCAGUAAUUUUAUUUUUAAAUGAAAUGGUACCCCCUAGUUGAUAUUCCUAAUUCUCUUCACCUGUCGUCUUGACAAGUGUUUUAUGUUGACAUAAAAAGAUAAAUUCCUUGUUGGUCAUUCCUUGCGGGGUUGGGGGCGACAAGUGUGUAAUCAUGAGGACUCAUUCCCCAACCAUUUCCAAUUUCUUGUUCUUUCAAGAAUGUUACUUAAAUUAAUUGUCUAAUUUACUUGUCUUGUGUAGCUGUUUUGAAUAUAAUUCCAGACAACUACAUCUCAUUAAUGCUUAAUGUGUUAAAAAUUUUUGGUAGGAACAUCUAGUAGCUCUACAUCAACAACUGUUUCAAGCCUUGUGGAAAGGCCUUCACCAUCAGCAGUUGUGGCAGACAAUGGAUUUAUCAAUGUAAACUCAACAGACUUAAGUUUGGAAAUGUCAGGAUUUUCAGACACAGACCUUCUUGCAGUUGUGGACCAUUUUGUUGGCAGCACAAAGUCAAUAGCUGACAGUGUUGUAACCACAUCCCAUUCUGUAGACUCUAUCAUCGGUCUUGCUCUGGGAACUGCAUUGGAUGAGAAUGCAACACCUACAUCCAUUGCAGGAAUGAGUGAAGAUUCCAACUCGGCAUUUUUAGCUUCUCUUACAAGUUUAAAAACUUCAAAUUUAGACUUAGCAACACAGGUGGUGCAGAGAAUUGGUUCAGACACCCCUUCUAAUGUUCAUAUUGAGGAACUUAAUUCUGGUGUGGCUGGUGGCAGCAUGCCAUCAAGCGCUACAAGCCCAACCUUGGAGAAUAUUCUAAACUCGACAAACUCAAUCGCACAGUCUCCUACUUUGACUUCAUGUAAUGUGUUUUUCAAUGGUGCAGGACCUAUUUGCAGCAUUGUUGAUUCACAAAGUCAACAAGAAGCACUGAUAGAUAAAGACAACAUGGCUGCAUCAUCCUUAAUUUUAUCUCCAAAUUCAGAAAGUUCUCUUCAGGCUUCAUUUCAGACUCCCUGGUUUAAUGGAGAGGUACAGAAAUAAAAGUGAACAUUAAUCAUUUUUUUUGGCAUUUCCUACUUCUUUUAACUUGCAUAUUUCUUACCACUGUGUCUUUUUAAGUACAAAUUUCAAAGCAAUUUGUUUUUAAUGACUAUUUGUGUCCUUCUUGUUUCAGAAUUCUAACUUUUCCAUUGGCAGCCUUCUUGGUAAGAUUUUGUCACUUAGUUAGCAUAUAAUUCCAGUCACUCUCAUGAAAUAUUGUUAGGCAGAGUUAGGUUAAAAUUUGGCUUACAAGCAUAAUUAUUAGUUUGGUUAUAGCCUGCCCAUGUUUUACAGGGGUUUCAAAAUGUUUUUGAAGUGGACAUUGGACUCAGCAAAAGUAGGGGACUAUGAAGAGUUCAUUAAGGGCCAAAAGAAAAUGAUUUUGAGCAGAGUAACAUGUUAUCAAGUAGCUGGUGGAACUCCUGGAGGAAAAAAGAAUUGCUACUUUGCCUGAAUGGAAUGCCAGUCCAAGGCACGUAACACCCCCCCCCUCCCUCCCAAGCAUAAAGGCUCCCUGGGAGUUAAUUGGGACCCAUUUAUACUUCUGAGUAGUGCUAGACACUAUGAGAUUAGGGUGCCUUUCCCAAGAGCUCAAUGCCAGGGUCCAAAGACAAACUUUUAGGGGGAGGGGUAGGUGUGCAGUUUAUUAGAUAACGAGAGUGAUCCACUUUUUUUUCAUAGCAUCCACUACAUUGACUGUAAGGCUAUCAUGUUUUUUUUUUCCUUGAUCGGGUUGGAGGGUGUCAUUAAUAAGAUUGUGGACAUGUUGGGGUUACAAGGCAGUGCUCAGAUUUUAAGAAAUUUAAUUUUUUUUCUCAAGAAUGAUGAAUGUACUAAUAUGCUGUUUUUGUUCACAGAUAAACUAUCCACCUCGCCUAAGAAAGAUGAAAGGCUCCCUAGCAUGGGGGUAAGAACUUACUUUCUUUAAACUAAUUGAGUGUCCUAGUCUCUCCUUUGCAAUUCCAACUCUUAAAAAGGUGUCCACUUUUGUGAAGGCACUGGAACCCAUUAGGCACAUGUUUUCUGGGUGUGUCAUUUGUCAGCAGAAAAACAGAUUUGAUGUUUGCUCGAAUCAAAUUCACUGCCAGAAUUUGAGAUUCAAAUUAAAAGUGGAACAGCAAUGGUAGCCUCUUAGUUUAAAACCACCGCUUGUAUGUAAACCAAGCAAACAAAAUUCUUAUUUUUCUUGAAUUUUAAAUUGUUGUAUUUAUUUCCUUAUACAGGAGUCAUCAUCUGGAGGAAGUGCAUCUAAGGAACCACCUCAGGAACCAUCUCAGGAACCAUCUCAGGAAAUCCUUCCUAGUGCUCACCAUUUACUAGAUGUAAGUCCAACCCAUUGUUAUUAAGUAGCUCUGCUUUAUGAAUAUCGAUAUUUUUUCAUCUGAGGAAAGUUCUCAUUUUCUGGUGAGUAUACUGUGGUGAACCAUAAGUAAUUUUGUGGCUCACUGAAAUGUUGGGCAUAAAAGGAAUGCUUUAUACUGUUAAUACUCAAGUAAGUCCCACCUCUCCGUGAAGCUCAUAAUUUCAGGUUUCAAAAUAGCCCCUUUCUUUGAUAAGCAUUUUCACACUCCCCCUCCCCUCCCCUAAACAACAACUUUGGUUUUGUCCUUUUCUUUGAAACUGAGAGAAUCCCUUUCAUAACCUAUACUUUCUUCUUUCACUUUUUAAUUUUCAAUUAAUUUACAACCUAAUUAUGCUUUAAACACACAACUGAUUUUAGAUUAAGUUACUGGCUGACUUUAAUGUUAAUCUACUUUAAAACUGUAAACGAAAUAAAAUUAAGGAAGCCCACUACUAAUCCUUUAUUAACCCCCAAAGGUAUCAAGCGUCUAGUUUCUCCUUACAAUAUCACCCCUAAAUCAAAAAUUGUGGUCAUGAGAAUUAAAGACAUAAUCGCCAGCCGAAAAAGGCUCUUGAUUUUUUAAACAAAUUCUCCUUAUCAGCACCUUAGGAAAUGUACAGAGUACAGUAUGGAGAAUAUGCAUACUGAUGUUUGGAUUAAAAUGCUGUUUGGUUUCUCGUGAGAUUCCCCGCCACCGUUUCAACUUAUUUACACUGUUGAUUUUAUGAACAUUAACCUAAAAAAGACUGACAUAAGGUAAUCUUAUUACGAAGUUUUAUAUACUUAUAGAAUCUUUUAGCAUGAAAGCGUUACAGUGAAGUAAUUCUAAUCUUGCAAUAUCUUCAAUGUCAUUUCAUUUCAGCCGGAGACAGCUUUUCAAGCCAUAAUGGAUGAAAAUAGUGUGGACUUUGUGAAGAAAUUCCAAGACCUGGCAAAGGAAAUAUCUGGUGAAAAUAACAAAGCCCCGACAAGUCCGGCCUCUGAUACUACAUUCCCACCACUAUGCAACACAGAAUUAAAUGGCAGAUCCUCUGAUGACAGCAAUAGCGACAAUGGAAUCUUCAAACAAAUCCUGAAACAAUCAAAGACGAACGUCAGUUGAACUGUCCUCGUUUUUUGCUGAGUUGCUUGUUUUGUUGGCCUCAUUUAUUAUCCAUUCAAUGAUAUUUGAUUUGUUGCCAACCAGGGCUGUGAUAUGCUUCGGUUGUGUUGUAAGUAAUCUAGAGUCGUAAUUCUGUAGCUGUGGUCGCCAGUUCACGGUUCUGAUCAGCCAUCUUGAACCACGAGACAUAGUUUUGGACAUUUCCUGCAAGUUUCUGGUAACAUAAAAUGAGAUUCUACCUUAACCCCUGAGAGUGAUAGGCAUCUAAUUUCUUCCAACAAUACUACCCUUGGGUCAAAUAUUACGGUCGUGAGAAUAAAGGAAAUGACCACAAAUUCAACAAUCUCUUGAUUAAUAGACAAAUUGUCCUUCUAGGUGCCAUAAGAAAUGUAAAGAGACAGUGCAGAGAACUUGCAGACUGAUGUUAGGGUGUAAAGAGUUAAAGUGCUUAUUUUACGGUUCUGUAUAAUUUGUUUCGUAAUUGCUAACGACGGGAACAGAUUACCGAACUUAAGGAACGCGUCAAACAUGUUCACUUCAAUGUCCUUCAUGCUUUGUAUGAAGCCCAUUGUCAAAGUUGUCAUAAAUUUGUAGAAAUUGUUUGUAAAAGUUUUUGGCAGCUUUGUAUUAGAAAUAUCAGAAAAUUUCAUGAACUUUGAUCAGUUGCAAUGACAGAACAGUGAUCACUUUGAGAUCUGCGAGAUUUGAAUCGUAUUUGUAAUAUGUAAUUGUAAGAUUCGUAGUUAGGAUAUCUAGAUCACGAGAUUCUGUUCCUAACGUUAGACGUGUUCAUAUUGACAAAAUCAAAUAAAGGCGUCGUGAUUUCACAUCAUGUAUUCAUAGCUUGUUAUUG
Pocillopora meandrina is the source of this 8901-nucleotide messenger RNA. The record is from the annotation of a GenBank genome assembly. NCBI's taxonomy places the organism in Eukaryota, Metazoa, Cnidaria, Anthozoa, Scleractinia, Pocilloporidae.